Messenger RNA from Abrus precatorius (Indian licorice), 1837 nucleotides. RefSeq lists its product as uncharacterized. The record is from RefSeq and is a predicted model, not a curated record. Bases 176 to 1465 code for a protein of 429 amino acids. The transcript is spliced from 4 exons. NCBI's taxonomy places the organism in Eukaryota, Viridiplantae, Streptophyta, Magnoliopsida, Fabales, Fabaceae.
AAGUCUGAAAGAGAAGCAAAGAGAGUUGGGACAGCGACUGCAUUCACAUAAUCACAUCCUACAAGCCCCUGACACUUGAAGAUUCUAAUUGCCAACACAGCCACAGCCUCUUGGGAUAUUCAAGUUUUAUGUAUUCAUCGUAUCUGGUUCUGGCACAGAGAAAGGUUCCAAGGCUAUGGAAGAAGAAAGAGGGAGUCUGGUGCCAAAGAACAAGGAGAACACGAGCUACAUAGCCCUUGAUGGAACAGAAUUGAGGAACUUCAGAUCAUACCUUAGAUGGGUUUACGUGGAUCACUCCAACGUUUACAAAGCUGGUCUCUCUUGGUCCAUCUUCUUCAUCUUGGCCUUCGUUGUGCCUGUUCUGUCACACUUCCUACUUGAUUGUGACACCACCUGCGACCCUGAUCACACUCGACCAUACCACGUACCGGUGCAGAUUUCUCUCUCUGUGUUAGCUACGCUUUCUUACAUCAGCCUCUCAUUUUGGGAUCGUAAAUACGGUUUCAGCAAGUUUCUCUUCCUUGAUAAAUUAAGUGAUGACAGCCUCAAGAUUCAAAAAGGUUAUGCAGAACAGAUGCAGGGAACAAUGAAGCUCAUCUUGCGUUGGGGGCUUCCCUGUUUCAUAGUUGAAUGUGCCUACAAGAUAUGGUGGUACAUCUCGGGAUCACCCCAAAUACCAUAUUAUGGUGAAAUAUACGUGAGCAGCAUCAUUCUGUGCACAUUGGAGCUAUGUUCUUGGCUUUAUAGAACCUCCAUUUUCUUCCUUGUGUGUGUCCUCUUUCGACUUAUCUGCUACCUACAAAUAUUCAGACUUGAUGACUUCGCUCAAGUUUUUCAGCGACAAACUGAGGUGGGGUCAAUCUUGUUGGAGCACCUAAGAAUAAGAAGGAAUUUAAGGAUCAUCAGCCAUCGUUUUCGAUGUUUCAUUUUGGGUUCUCUGAUUUUGGUGACGGCAAGCCAGCUCAUUUUUCUGCUUAUGGUUACAAAACCCCGUGCUGAUGUUGAUGUCCUCAAGGCUGGAGAGCUUGGGUUAGUAUCCAUCACCCUGGUGAGUGGACUAUUCUUACUCUUGAGAAGUGCAACCAAGAUCACACAUAAAGCGCAAUCCAUUACAUGCCUUGCAGCUAAGUGGCACAUAUGUGCCACUAUAAACUCAUUUGACAACAUUGAUGGAGAGACACCAGUUUCAGCCCAAGCAAUAGCUACCAAUAUUAUUAGUUGGGGAUCAUCGGAUGAUGAUGAUGUAGGAGAUGAGGAAGAUGAGGUGGAUAACACCAAAUUGCUGCCAAUUUACACUCAAACCAUCUCUUUUCAUAAGAGGCAGGCUCUAGUGACAUACAUGGAGAACAAUAGAGCAGGAAUCACAGUUUAUGGAUUCAUGCUUGACAGAACUUGGCUCCACUCCAUUUUUGGCAUUCAGUUGGCUCUUUGUCUUUGGCUACUUAACAAGACAGUUGGUAUUUAGAUACAAGGGAACCGCUAUGAUUCUCCUACCUUGUUCAUUAUAUAUUUUCAAUAGUCACCAGUUCAUUUGGAUCUUAUAUUUCUGGUUAUGUUCUAUGAAAUAUAAACCUGCACCACAAAUUGCUAGACUAUUGUAAAUGUGCCCGCAUCUCCGUACUAUUAAACAAUGGCAAGACCUACAUUUUUGCAAUCUGCGCGUCCAAAGUUAGAAGAAAAUUGUUACUUGUGCAGCAUCACAGGGCAUGACAGAAAAAGGGUCAGCCCAGAGCUAGUACAAGAGAUUAUUAUGGGAGUUCAGCUUAUUGUUGAAAGCAAAAUAAUUGUUAAUAUUAUGAUAAAGCGUAUACACAUGCAUAAUGAAUUAUACAGUUAU